AUGGCAGCCACUCGCACUCUAGAGGCUCGCUUCGAGCGCAUGUCGGUGAUGGAUGAGAAUGACUCUGGAUACACCAAGACCAAGGUCACCACGACUACGACACAACUGCCGCACGGAAGCAGUCGGACGAACCUCUUCAAGGUCGCUCUACAAUCACACGCCGCCAGCAACCCCGUCUCCGCCUCGGUUACCCUGCCGUCACAAGCCAUCAAUCGCAAGCUCGCCCAGCACCAGCACCACAACCACAACCACAACCACAACCACCACACCGGCCCCCAGUCGCCUCCCGCUCCGACCCGAAAGGCGCUCCCGUCCUCGGCCUCCUCGUCCGCCCGCAACUCGGAAGAGUCGUCCGCGGGCACGGCCGAGGACAAGGCGGCGGCGAUGCUCAUCGCGCACCAGCCCAUGCUGCCACGCGAGUUCCACCUCGGCAUGUUCGAGAUUGGGCGGCCGCUGGGCAAGGGCAAGUUUGGGCGCGUGUACCUAGCGCGGGAGCGGACGAGCGGCUUCAUCUGCGCCCUCAAGGUGCUGCACAAGAACGAGCUGCGGCACGGCGGCGUCGAGCGCCAGGUGCGGCGAGAGAUCGAGAUCCAGAGCAAUCUGCGGCACCCCAACGUGCUGCAGAUGUACGGCCACUUCCACGACAGCAAGCGCGUCUUUUUGAUCCUCGAGUUUGCCGGCAAGGGCGAGCUGUACAAGCACCUGCGCAAGGAGAGCCGCUUCCCCGAGUGGAAGGCGGCGCAGUACAUUGCGCAGAUGACGUCGGCUCUGCGCUACCUGCACCGUAAGCAUGUUAUUCACCGCGACAUCAAGCCGGAAAACAUCCUGGUCGGCAUCCACGGCGAGCUCAAGAUCUCCGACUUUGGCUGGAGCGUCCACGCGCCCAACAACCGCCGCAAGACCAUGUGUGGCACGCUCGACUACCUGCCGCCCGAGAUGUUGCGGCCUGGCCAGUCGGAGAACUUUUACAACGAAAAGGUCGAUCUCUGGAGCUUGGGCGUCUUGACGUACGAGUUCCUCGUUGGUGAGGCGCCGUUUGAGGAUACGCCGACCAUGACACAGCGGAGGAUUGCGAGGGCAGACAUGUCGGUGCCGUCGUUUGUGAGCCCAGAAGCGGCCGAUUUGAUCAAAAAGCUGCUCGUUCUAGACCCUGAGAAGCGCAUUCCUCUCGACCAGAUCCCGCUACACCCUUGGAUAGUUAAACACUGCGUAAAGGGCGAGCGGGUUGCGAAUAGGGAAAAGUCGUAUAAGUGA
Messenger RNA from Cordyceps fumosorosea ARSEF 2679, 1254 nucleotides. Its product is annotated as serine/threonine-protein kinase Eg2. The transcript is spliced from 3 exons. Gene Ontology annotation, cellular component: spindle microtubule; chromosome passenger complex; spindle pole centrosome. The record is from RefSeq and is a predicted model, not a curated record. Gene Ontology annotation, molecular function: protein kinase activity; ATP binding. Bases 1 to 1254 code for a protein of 417 amino acids. Gene Ontology annotation, biological process: protein phosphorylation; mitotic spindle organization; regulation of cytokinesis. NCBI's taxonomy places the organism in Eukaryota, Fungi, Ascomycota, Sordariomycetes, Hypocreales, Cordycipitaceae.